UUUCAAAUUGUCAAGAGUAAUCAAUCUUCAGUAGAAUUAUAGUUCAUCGCCUUAUUUUUAGCAAAACGCUGUGUAUACCUCUUCAAUAUGUUAUCUAAAAUAUAUCCUUAUAAUAGGAGAAUAUUGCAAAUAACAUACAAACAUGUAAUAUCAUCCCCAUUUCUUACUUCUACAAAUAAAAUUUUGAAUCUAUCAGAUAAUUAUCCAUCAAAGACUAAAGUGAACCCUGAAAGAGAUAUAAAAAACUAUCCAAGAUUAGAACAAAAUAUGUACCCACCAAAAGUACGAUUUGGUAUAUUACCUAGUUCAUGGUUUGAUUUUUUUUACAUGAAGACUGGCGUUACUGGGUCAUAUUUAUUUUUUGGUGGAUUGGUGACAACUUUAUUACAAAAAGAAAUUUGGGUAGUGGAAACAGAAUUUUGUAGUGGUAUAGUAUUUAUAGGGAUUCAGAUUUUCUUACUUAAAAUGUAUGGAGAAAAAGUCAAAAAUUAUUUAUUCAAUAAAGUUGAGAAUAACAUUAAAGAUGUUAGAGAUUUACAUCAGAAACACAUUCAGCUUUAUGAAAACAAUAUAGAAUCUGAGAAAAUCAAGCAGAGAGAAUCAGAAGCCCCUAAAUAUAUAGCCCAAUUUCAAAGAGAUAAUGUUGCUCUACAAUUAGAAAGGAAUUACCGGGAAAGGCUUGUAGCUAUUCAUGAUGCUAUCAAAAAAAGAUUGGAUUACAAAACCGAGAUAAUAAACACUAAAAGGAGUUUCGAACAUCAAAAUAUGAUUGACUGGAUUAUUAGACACGUGUACGCUAGUAUUACCCCUCAAUUGGAAAAAGAAGCGAUGAACAAAUGUAUUAACGAUCUGAAGACCUUAUCCAAAACUGCUAUCAUUUAAUUUGUUUUUUAUUAUAAUAUUUAUUUUGAUUGGAACUAUUUGCAUGCUUUAUUGUGGUAAAUAAAAUGAUUACAG
Molecule: messenger RNA, 957 nt
Organism: Gordionus sp. m RMFG-2023
Lineage: Eukaryota; Metazoa; Nematomorpha; Gordioida; Chordodea; Parachordodidae
Product: ATP synthase subunit b, mitochondrial-like
Exons: 8
Coding region: 88-882 (264 amino acids)
Biological process (GO): proton motive force-driven ATP synthesis
Molecular function (GO): proton-transporting ATP synthase activity, rotational mechanism
Source: RefSeq, a predicted model, not a curated record